Aspergillus puulaauensis is the source of this 1221-nucleotide messenger RNA. Its product is annotated as class I SAM-dependent methyltransferase. The coding region runs from base 1 to 1221 and encodes 406 amino acids. Gene Ontology annotation, molecular function: methyltransferase activity. Lineage: Eukaryota; Fungi; Ascomycota; Eurotiomycetes; Eurotiales; Aspergillaceae. The transcript has a single exon. The record is from RefSeq and is a predicted model, not a curated record.
AUGGAUAUGAUGUCGGUAGCGCUUGGAUCCGGACCUUCUUUCAGCACCAACCUGCCUUCCGCAGCGUCCGGUUCUGACCUUCACUCCACUCACUCUGCGAUUAGCUCAACUGGCGUGCCAUGGGCAACAACUUCCACUUCCUCCCUCACCUCCCUCAAUGACUACACCAACUACCCUUUGAUCCGUCAGGGCGACCGUACCUACCUCCGAGACCCCGAAAACCACUACCCUCUGCCAUGCGACCUCCCCGAGAUCCAUCGCCAAACGCUGCGCUCGCUCAUGCUGAUGCGCGUUUUCGGCGGCCCGUUUUGCAACCCAUACAUCCCUGACCGAGCGCCCAAGCGAGUCUUGGAGAUAGCGUGCGGCUCCGGUCUAUGGUCGAGCAUGUGCCAUGACUAUUUCGCUCGUCGCGGGCAUCGCGACGUUGCCUUUUAUGGCAUUGACAUUGUGGCCGUCGCGCCAGACCUCCGCAAGAACGGUGUGAACUGGCAGUUCAAACGGCACGACCUUCGCAAACCCCGUUUGCCAUUCCCCGACGAUUAUUUCGAUUUCGUUUUCAUAAAGGACGCCGCCAUGUGCCCUCUCAGCCCGGCUCAGCAAGCGCAGGGACUGAGCGAGCCGCUGAGGGUACUCAGAUCUGGCGGGAUCCUGGAGCUGUGGGAUUCCGACUCCGUAUUCCGCUCUUUACUUCCCAACCCUGCGCCCGCGCGCAAGUUAGCGUCAAAGGAACAGGAAACGGCGGAUGCCACUGCGACUUACACAUUCUCGUCUGCGACCCCCUUCACGAAUGCGCAGAACAAGUUCCUGCAAAACUACAACUCUUGGACAGAGAAGGCAUUUGACAGUCGCAAACUCACCCCGUUACCGUGUGCAACACUCGGCCUCGCGUUCAACUCCGAGGUCGACGUAUUAGGAAAUGUCGAGAGCCGCCGAAUCGCAAUUCCCCUGGGCGAACCGCGCUGGGAGCGAGAUGGCGGGAAAGAUGGCCGCGGCCCUCGCAAACAAUUGACACCGGAGCAAUUGUCCAUCCGACGCACGGCUCUCUUGACCGUCAUUCAGAUGAUCGAAGGCAUGGAGCCCAUGCUCAUGGAAGCGAGUGGCAAGAGCAGAGACGAGUGGGACAGGUGGUGGACCGCUAUGAUAAGCGAUUUGUUCCAGAAAGGAGGCCUCGCCAACGGAGAGUGCUUGGAAGUAAGCGCUUGGUGGGGCCAAAAGAAAUAA